AUGGGCACACCAAUUAUUUGCUGGACACCUGCAGAGUUCCGAGGAGGUUGGGUUGAAUACACUAGGGACUAUUGCUUGAUAGAAAAUACUUACUACAUACCGAUGAACGAUCCAAAUAUGCCAAGCCUUGCCUAUCGAGAAAAAGCUGAACUGCCAUAUUAUCAGUGGGUGCAAUUCGUUUUGGUAUUGCUAGCGUUUUGCUUCUAUUUACCGCAUGUAUAUUGGAGGUCGGUAAACUGGUGGUCAGGAAUCCAACUGCGAGCCAUUGUCAAAGCCUGUUGUGAGUUGCCGAAGGAGGACGUCGCGAAGCGACAAGAAGGGAUCGAGAAAAUCGCCAAUCACAUUUAUCGCGCCACACAUCGUAACUAUAAAAACGUCGGCAGUCUUUGGCAGAAUCUGAUGGUUGAUGGAUGGAUGUCGUUCAAUUACAUCUUGAUGAAACUUAUGUUCGUCGUGAAUGCCGCCUUACAAAUUCUUAUCCUUCAUUAUUUCCUUGGUUUCGAUUGGGGAGACCUUCUACACCUGAAACUCGGAUUCAACACCGACUGGAAAGCAACUGGACUGUUCCCCAGAUCGACCAUGUGCGACUUUGAGGUGCGAAAUAAAGGAAAUCUGCAGCGAUAUUCUGUGCAAUGUGUGCUGUCGUUGAAUAUGUUCAACGAGAAGAUUUUCUUAGUGCUGUUCUACUGGUUGAUUCUCCUAUUCGUUAUUGCUCGCCUCGGUAAUCGUGUGUUGAUGACGGCACAGAACGAGGCCGAUAACUCCGAGGAGCCGGCAUACUGCGAUCGAGUAAACACUGCAGCAAACCAAGUGCGCUCCGCCAUUCCACCGAUGGUCACCCAGGCCAAGCAGGUAGCGAUCAGUCCACGCGAUACCGGGGCAGCAAACGCGUGGCGUAACGCCAACGAUCGUCUGUUGGAUUCAGUACGAGCCGUGGGCGAUGCUAUAGCUGGUGUGCAGAAUGGACGGCAUUCAGCUAUGGCGUACCAAGACAGUCUGAGCCGUGCAUCACCGUAUCCUGUGCAAAGCACUCAAGUAAUACGUAGUGUACCACCUCAGCCACCUACACCACCUAUAAUCCACAACAAGAUGAUCAUCCGUGAAGAGAUUCCGGCCACCACCAAGGCCCCCACCACCGGUCGAGAUCAGCCCUCCACCACGACCACCGCCACCGCCCGAGUACGACGAAGAAGAAGAGACGAGAGCUUUCUGGGAAAGGAGCUCAAGCAAUGGUCGAGUCAAGAGAACGACAUCGUAGCUGCGGCUAAACGUAUGGCUAUUCUUAUGGCUCGUCUGUCACAACUUGUACGCGGUGAAGGUGGAACAAAGAAGGACCUCAUCGAAUGCGCUAAAGCAAUCGCUGACUCAAGUGAGGAGGUCACCCGACUGGCAGUACAACUCGCUCGCCUCUGCACGGAUCUCAAGAUGCGAAUGGCUCUCCUUCAAAUGGCCGAACGUAUCCCAACGAUAGCCACUCAGCUCAAGGCUCUCCUUCAAAUGGCCGAACGUAUCCCAACGAUAGCCACUCAGCUCAAGGUGUGCUCUACGGUCAAAUCGACAAUGUUCGGAACUUCAAUGAUUGGACCAUAUGGAGAACAAGUUGACGGUAGUGAAGAGGAUAUCGAAGCCAUGGAGCAGUUGGCACACAAUGCGCAGAAUCUCAUGCUGGCUGUCAAGGAUACUGUACGAGCUGCUGAAGCGGCCAGUAUUAAAAUUAAGACCAAUUCCGGUCUUCGCCUUCGUUGGGUUCGCAAACCGAUGUGGUCCAACUUCUAA
Molecule: messenger RNA, 1776 nt
Organism: Cooperia oncophora
Lineage: Eukaryota; Metazoa; Nematoda; Chromadorea; Rhabditida; Trichostrongylidae
Source: the annotation of a GenBank genome assembly